AUGGAUGUCCAGCUCUACGUGUACGACCUUUCACAGGGCCUUGCACGUUCUAUGUCCAGACAGUUCCUCGGGAUUCAGAUCGACGCCGUUUACCAUACCUCCAUCGUGCUCGGAGGCAUCGAGUACUACUUCGGACAAGGUGUACAAACUUGUCGCGCGGGCGCCACCCACCAUGGCAAGCCCAUGGAGAUAAUACCCUUGGGCCGAACCGACCUGCCGAUCGAAGUUGUUCUCGAAUAUCUAGAAAGCCUGAAGACCGUAUAUACGCCCGAGUCGUACGAUCUAUUCGCCCAUAACUGCAAUAACUUUUCGAACGACUUUGCGAUGUUUUUGGUGGGGAAGGGCAUACCGGGUCAUAUCACAAGCCUGCCUGAAACUGUUUUGAAUACGCCUUUCGGGCAGAUGUUGCGGCCACAGAUUGACGCGGCGAUGAGGCCUGUCACCCAAGCGCCGACGCCUCAGAACGGUGCUGUCGCACCCUCGGCAGUCAAAAACGCUGCACAAAAUGGCACGACAAAGCCAGCACCUAGUCUAACGAAGGCUGAGGCGGAGCUCAAGGAAGCCACUGGUCGGGUCAACAGUGUCACGACUAUACAAGCUGUGGACCGCCUGCUAGCCCUUGCGAAAGACCGCUGUGCGAUCAUCUUCUUCACGAGCUCAACUUGCGGACCCUGCAAGAUCAUGUAUCAGCCUUUCGAUGACUUGGCCGCGGAAGCUGGGGACAAGUGUGUCUUUCUAAAGAUCGACUUCAGCUUUGCGGACCGCUCAAUUGGAUCACGCUUCCCUCACGUCCGUGCAACGCCGACAUUCAUCACAUUCCUCCGCGGUCAGCAGCGGGAUGAGUGGAGUGGGGCUGACCCACGCCAACUACGAAGCAACGUAGAGCUUCUUCUCAACGAAGCGUUCCCUACGCACCCCCACCUAUCGAAGAGUCUGCCGACACUGCUAAGCCAGAGCCAGCGACCGAUCCUGUACACCAAAGUACCUCCACUAGAGAAGGUCGUGGCGAAGAUGGGAGAUGCAGGUAAAGACGAAGCUGUCUCCUCCAUCGUCUCUUUCAUCGACGCUCGCGAACGCUUUGGUGCUAUGGAAGCGCCCCUCACCAAGUUGCCAAAGUUCGCCGACUUUCUACGCGGAAGCACAUCUACCUUACCACCAGAGCUUCUAUUCACGUCUCUCGACCUGCUGCGCGUUGCUUUGACAGACGUCCGCGUGGCAGGCUUCUUCGCAGAAGAGCACGCAGGCGCAACUGGCACGCCGGCGACUGUAGCACAGCUGCUCGACCAUGUCAAUGGCUUAGACGAAUCAGCACCGUAUGCACUGCGGCUCACUACGCUGCACCUUUCCUGCAACCUCUUCAGUUCUCCUCUCUUCGUUCCUCAUAUUCUCUCUCCACCACUAUCCUCGACGCUGAUCUCCAUCCUCACCACUGCCCUCCUAGACGAGAAGCAUCCAGCGCUGAAAGCGUCAGCCCUCAGUCUGGCCAUGAACAUCGCCUCCUCCAACCACAAGAUACGGAUGAAGAAGCACAGCUCCAAUCCUGCCGCUUCUCUCCCUUCCGAGUCGGAGCUCGACGACUCAGAACAGGUCGAGCUGCUAGCCUCAUUGCUCGAGAUUCUUGGGUCUGAGGACGAAUUUAGCGAUGUGAAGAAGAUGGCGCUGAUCUGCGCUGGCUGGCUGGUAUAUUGCGCAGAUAUGGAAGGUGAGGUCAGGGACUUGUGGAGGGCGAUGGAUGCAGCUGGUACAGUGGGGAAGCUGCAGCCGAAGGUGUUGCAAGAUAGGAUGUUAGUCAAGGAGAUUAAGAGUCUGUUGGAGGUUUGA
Messenger RNA from Didymosphaeria variabile, 1821 nucleotides. RefSeq lists its product as uncharacterized. The coding region runs from base 1 to 1821 and encodes 606 amino acids. The transcript has 2 exons. Lineage: Eukaryota; Fungi; Ascomycota; Dothideomycetes; Pleosporales; Didymosphaeriaceae. The record is from RefSeq and is a predicted model, not a curated record. Gene Ontology annotation, biological process: protein modification by small protein removal. Gene Ontology annotation, molecular function: peptidase activity.